Molecule: messenger RNA, 2327 nt
Organism: Impatiens glandulifera
Lineage: Eukaryota; Viridiplantae; Streptophyta; Magnoliopsida; Ericales; Balsaminaceae
Product: bifunctional epoxide hydrolase 2-like
Exons: 7
Coding region: 1197-2141 (314 amino acids)
Molecular function (GO): hydrolase activity
Source: RefSeq, a predicted model, not a curated record
GCUUUUACCAGAAUCCAGUACCAGCCAGCCUCAGAAGUAUAUUGACUCCGUUUCAUUCAUUCCAGCAGCAGUUUUCUGCACUUCAUCUUUCUUCUCUUUCAGGAUCAAGGCCAAGAGAUCACAGCAUUUCUCGUCAUUCCGAAUAAUGAAAGAAUUUUCCAGAAUAAUGCAAGAAUUGGACUCAAGGAUCGUCUUACUAUUGAUGUUUCUCCUUGAUCUAGCUGCUUUUGCACUUACAAUGGCCGCCGUUCAGACGAAGACUAAAGCAACACUACACCAAUCAGUUGAUGGCACUAUCUAUUGUGUGUAUAGUUCAAACAUUGCGAGUAGAUUUGCUGUUGCAUCUAUGUUUUUACUUUCAGUCAGUCAGACUAUAGUAACUGUUGCAACCCAAUGCUUAUGCUUUGGCAAGAUUCUAAGGCCUGGAAAUUGGAGGAUAUCAGCAAUAAUGUUAUUCAUCACUUGCUGGAUAUCAUUUCUUGUUAGUGAAAUGUUCUUGUUCUAUGGUUCGGUAAAGGAUGCAAGCCUUACAAACUAUAGGCAUUCGAAUAAUCUGCCUUGUUUCACGUUAAGCAGUCGAGUGUUUGGAAUUGCAGCUCUUCUUAUUGUUGUCACUGCCACUGCCUCUCAAACCUAUUAUGUUAGCUAUGUCAAGACCGACGGAAGCAAUUCCCUUCCUUCGACGACAUCAAACACUAGUAUAGGGAUGGGAGCUUAUUAAUGGAUUCUUUUGGGUAGUUUCUUCGAUUGUACGUAUGCAUGUCGGGUUAGUUUCUUUUUUCGCUUUGAUCAUAAUGUGGUGUUGGUACAUACACAUAAACAUUUGUUUGAAGAGGAAGUGAAUUGAUUUUUGAACUGUUGUUUUCCUAUGCAAUUGAGUUACUUGUUAGAAUUUUCUUGUUUUUAUUUGAAAACUUUAUUUUUUCUUCAUAUUUAGAUGUGAUCAUAUUUAAAAAAAAAGUUUUUAUAGUUCAGAUUUAGAUAAUCAAGUGACACUUUAAGAAGGGUGUAAAUGUAAUAUACACACAAUCUAGUUACAGUUAUAAUAAUAGAAAAAUACAGCCCAUUUGAAAGGUACUGAAUUUGAGGGUUAUGAAUUGUUAUUUUUAUUAAUGUGAGAUUCUAGUAAUCUAGUCAGGUAUAUGCUAAGUCCAAGUUGAGCAAAUCUCUGUUUCAAUUCACUCUGAAGAGCAGCCAUGGAUCAGAUACAGCACACUUACGUGAAGGUGAACGGUCUCAACAUUCACUUAGCCGAGACUGGAUCCUCCUCCUCCGACAAGGUGGUGAUAUUCCUUCAUGGGUUCCCGGAGAUUUGGUAUUCAUGGCGGCACCAGUUGAUCGCCGCCGGAAAAGCCGGCUACCGGGCAAUUGCGUUGGAUUUCAGGGGAUAUGGGUUGUCCGAUGCCCCACCAGAACCUGAGAAGGCAACUUUCAAAGAUACUAUCAGUGAUCUACUCGCCAUCCUUGAUGCUUUGAUUAUUCCGAAGGUGUUUCUUGUUGCUAAGGAUUGGGGAUCAAGAACUGCAUACGAUUUUACACUUCUUUACCCGGAAAGAGUUUCAGGAAUCAUCACAUUUGGAGCACCAUUUGUCCCCCCUGGUCCGGCUCAGUGGGUAAUGAAAUUACCGGAGGGUGUCUACGUCUCUAGAUGGCAGGAAUCUGGACGAGCUGAAGCAGAGUUUGCUCGUUUUGAUGCCAAAACCAUUGUGAGAAAUGUCUACAUUUUGUUCUCAAGAAGUGAAAUCCCGAUGGCUACUGCUGUUGAUCAGGAGAUUAUGGAUCUUGUAGAACCGUCCACUCCUUUGCCAGCUUGGUUCUCUGAACAAGAUCUCCAAGUGUAUGGUGAUUUGUAUGAGAAAUCAGGAUUUCGCACUGCUUUGAAAGUCCCAUAUAGGUCACUGGGAGAAGUCUAUGACUUGCCAGAUCGAAAAAUUGAAACUCCAACAUUGCUGAUAGUAGGCGAGAAAGAUUUCUCAUUAAAGUUUCUAGGAAUGGAGGAAAUCAUAAGAAGCGGGAAGGCGAAAACCUUUGUCCCGAAUUUGGAGAUAAGUUAUAUUUCGGAAGGAAGCCAUUUCACGCAGGAGCAAUUCCCGGAUAAGGUGAAUGAACUUGUUCUUGAUUUCUUGAGCAAGCAUGAUUAAUAUAAUAAGGUUUGUGUUAUUGAGUAUCAGAAUAAUGCGUUGUACUAGAAAGGUUGUUCACGACGAAUAAAUAAUAUGUAGUGAUGACCCAAAAGUUGGUUCGAAUAAGAUCCAUAUUAGUGCUUUGAACAAAAACGCUUUGUAUGGAAGUUGUGUCAUAUUGUGUGGUGUCGUCCUAUCUCUCUA